Molecule: messenger RNA, 1206 nt
Organism: Ipomoea nil (Japanese morning glory)
Lineage: Eukaryota; Viridiplantae; Streptophyta; Magnoliopsida; Solanales; Convolvulaceae
Product: probable calcium-binding protein CML22
Exons: 5
Coding region: 283-1026 (247 amino acids)
Molecular function (GO): calcium ion binding
Source: RefSeq, a predicted model, not a curated record
AACGCCAUGAUGGCAUUUUUGUUUGCCACUAGUGACAGGGAAUUCAAGAAAAGAGAAUUCCAUUUUCCUUUCACAGAAUCAUGGCAUUUCUACUUUACUUUUCCAAAACAUUGAUCCCCCUUUUGCCUCUUCCCUCCUCUCCACUCCACCUUCUUUGCCCUAUAAUCCCAGAUUCUUCCUCAUCCCUCCCAAGUUGUUUCUUUAUAUACGCAAAUGUUAAUGAAAGAGGAACAAAUGGGUAGCAGCAUUUACCAUUGCUAAGUUAAUCCCAGGCUCAAAACCAUGAAAGGCUCAGUGGGUUUAUCUCGGCCAUGCCUGAGUCUCAAAUUGGUCUCUGACAAAGUUGGGAGCUUACUGUGCUGCCAUGGUUCACCAAACAAGUACAGCAGAUUAGAUUCUAAGCUCGAAACGAAAGUGCUGGAGGUUAAGAGAAACGCACCCGCAACUCUCAGUAUCAGGUCAAUCAAUGCUCUAAUCUUAAAAUUUCCUCACUUCAGAGAGGGGUUGAAGGAGAUUAGAACCGUGUUCGAGCAGUUUGAUGAAGACUCGAAUGGAGCUAUUGAUCGCGAGGAACUGAAGAAAUGUUUGCAGAAGCUGCAGUUUCAUGUUGGAGAAGAGGAAAUCGAUGAACUUUUUCGUUCUUGUGAUGUGGAUGAUAACGAAAAGAUUAAAUUCAACGAGUUCAUAGUGCUUCUAUGUCUGAUUUAUCUUCUAAUGGAUGCACCUUCCUCGGGUUCUACAUCAAAGAUUGGCUCUCCAGUCGUCGAAUCCACCUUCAACACAAUAGUGGAAGCGUUCUUGUUUCUCGACAAAAAUGGCGAUGGAAAGCUGCACAAGAAGGACGUGGUCAAGGCCUUCAACGACGCUUUCCCUUUGGAGAAAUCGCCAUCUCAUGUUACCCGGACAAGAUUUAAAGAAAUGGACUGGGACAGGAGUGGCAAAAUCAGCUUCAGAAAAUUCCUGUUCGCGUUUCUUGAUUGGGUUGGCAUUGAUGGUGACGACGAGGACCACAUGGCAGAAAUCUAGAUGGUCGAAGAAACAAGACAAUCUGAAGCCUGAAGAACAGAUAAGUUUAAGUAUGUGGUUGUGGCAUUGUUUAAUUGAAUUCAUUUAUAUAUAUGGUGCAAACUGAAACUUCUUGGAAAUAAUUUAAAAGCAGAUAUGUAUAUAUAUAAAAGGUGUUUUGCCUGUCAUUCUUUACAAGGG